GGGGCGCGAGGGGAAGGCGCGCGCGCGGAAGAGCCACCCCCUUUGCGGAGCGCGCGGCGCGGACCGGCCCUGCUGCUGCUCAGAGCCACCAUGGCGCGGACCCACAGUUGACGUUUGGCCUCUCCCCUCUCCACCUUCUCCUCUUCUCCGGCCCCUUCCUCCCCUUGCCCGGGUCCCGGCUCAGGCACGUAGGCGGCCGGUACCGGAGACACCGGGUCCCCCCCCUUCCCAGCCCCUCAGGACAGGCGGUAGGAGUCGGGCCGGGCGGCCGCGGGACACGCCAUGAACAUCAUCAUCGGCAUCGGCGGGGUCACGAACGGCGGCAAGACCACCCUGACGCGGCGGCUGAUGCGGGCCCUGCCCAACUGCAGCGUGGUGCACCAGGACGACUUCUUCAAGCCCCAAGAUGAAAUAGAAGUUGAAGAUGGGUUUAAACAGUAUGAUGUGAUUAGUGCAUUAGAUAUGGAAGCCAUGAUGAGCACCAUAAAUGCUUGGAUAAAAAACCCAGUCAAGUUUGAACGUUCUCAUGGGAUCAACAACACACUGGAUGCCCAGAUCUUGCCAGAUAAGGAGGGAGGAGAUGAAACAAUUCACAUUCUUAUCGUUGAAGGCUUCCUGCUUUACACCUACAGGCCACUGAUUGACGUAUUCCACCAUCGGUACUUUCUUUCCAUUCCAUAUGAAGAGUGCAAAAGGAGAAGAAGUUCAAGGAAUUACACUGUACCAGAUCCACCUGGACUGUUUGAUGGCCACGUUUGGCCUAUGUAUGUAAAGCACAGGAAGAUAAUGGAAGAACUUGGAGUUGAUGUGGUGCACUUGAAUGGAACAAAAUCAAAGGAGGAGCUGUUUAAUGAUGUGUAUGGGCAGAUCCAGAAUAAGAUUGAAGAAUUACUUAACACCCAGAAAUAAGCUGCUGCUGAUGAUGAUUCUUUUGAAUGAAGAUGAUUCCUGUUUGCUCCACGCUGUCUACCUGACUGCCACUAAAGUUCCAGCUUCUGUGAAGACUCAUCUCUUAAGUUCAACUUUGUUCAACCUUCCCUUGAAAACUUGAGUUCUACAUGGCCAUAAUUAAAAAGCACUCCCCCCUUGUCUGUGAUCCUAAA
Chiroxiphia lanceolata (lance-tailed manakin) is the source of this 1103-nucleotide messenger RNA. Its product is annotated as nicotinamide riboside kinase 2-like. Gene Ontology annotation, cellular component: cytoplasm. Lineage: Eukaryota; Metazoa; Chordata; Aves; Passeriformes; Pipridae. Bases 283 to 909 code for a protein of 208 amino acids. The record is from RefSeq and is a predicted model, not a curated record. The transcript has 8 exons.